GCGUCAGAUUUUUUGUUUGUUUUCCAGUGACGUCUUUGAUCUCCCUCCCGCCGACGACACAAGCACGCCGUCUGGUUUACCUGUAAGUCUUCUAUUCUCUUCUUUUCCUUUCGCGUGCUUCCUCUUUGAUAGGUUACAUUCUUUAAUCGAUCAUGGCAUCGUUCUUGGCCUCUGAUUCGAUUACGCUCGGGUGAUUUUUUUUUUUUCCCCCGAUUAUUGAUCUCGCCGGAGGUUGCGGAAGGGAGAAAUUGGGUUUCAAAUUUUCGAAAUUUUCAAGUAAUGUAAUCUGGGUUCGUGUUUAUUGUGCAGAUAAGUGUUUUUGUGUGGUGUCUGUGUCUCACUGUGUCGAUAGAUUAAAAUAAUUUCUCUUCGGCCAUGUCGUGGUCGAAAGCUUGUAGAGGAACUCGAAUUUCUUCAUAUUUAGAGAACCUUCAUCGAACAUCUCAGUAUCCAAGGACUAUUUUAUGCUCUCGUUAUUACACUCAUGGAGCUUGUAAAAGCAAUGAGCAUUAUCUCCGAAGCAAGAGAGUAUUUUGGGGAAGCUCUUCUUCAUGGAGCUUGAAUUCUCACUCUGCUACUGCUAAAUCGAUGUUAGAUAGUGCCCAUCGCCAGUAUUCUACUCACUCUCCAUCGGAAACCAAAUCACAGAAAAUGCUCUAUUACCUCACCGCUGUUGUCUUUGGUAUGGUGGGGUUAACUUACGCUGCUGUGCCAUUGUAUAGAACAUUCUGCCAAGCUACUGGAUAUGGAGGUACUGUUCAACGCAAAGAGACUGUUGAGGAGAAGAUUGCUAGGCAUUCAGAAUCUGGUACCGUCACUGAAAGGGAGAUUGUGGUGCAGUUCAAUGCUGAUGUUGCAGAUGGGAUGCAGUGGAAGUUCACUCCAACACAAAGAGAGGUUAGAGUAAAGCCAGGAGAAAGUGCACUCGCAUUUUACACUGCUGAAAACAAAAGUUCAGCUCCAAUAACCGGAGUCUCGACAUACAAUGUCACUCCCAUGAAGGCAGGAGUUUAUUUCAACAAGAUACAAUGUUUUUGCUUUGAGGAGCAGCGACUCCUUCCUGGAGAGCAGAUUGACAUGCCGGUCUUCUUCUACAUUGAUCCUGAGUUUGAGACUGAUCCAAGAAUGGACGGAAUCAACAACUUGAUAUUGUCUUACACUUUCUUCAAAGUGUCAGAGGAAAAUACUACAGAGACGGUCAACAAUAACAACUCUGUUCCAGUUCAAGAAACCAAUUAAAAAAAGUGUCCAUGUUUUUUAAGAGCUACAAAAUAUCUUGUGACACAACCUUAUGCAAGAACAGUCUCUCUUAGAUUUAAUAACCAAUUUCCAAAUUCGGAAACCAAUGUUCAAAACCCACGGAACAGAAAAAAGAAGAAAAAUGUUGGUAAAAUGAAUUCACUAUAAGCUCUUCUCUUCGUUUUUUUUUCGUUAAGUUUAUAAGGAUAUCGGUUUU
This is a messenger RNA of Arabidopsis thaliana (thale cress), 1456 nucleotides long. Its product is annotated as cytochrome c oxidase assembly protein CtaG / Cox11 family. Gene Ontology annotation, molecular function: copper ion binding. The record is from RefSeq and is marked reviewed. The transcript is spliced from 7 exons. Bases 376 to 1239 code for a protein of 287 amino acids. Lineage: Eukaryota; Viridiplantae; Streptophyta; Magnoliopsida; Brassicales; Brassicaceae. Gene Ontology annotation, cellular component: mitochondrial inner membrane.